Messenger RNA from Ostertagia ostertagi, 312 nucleotides. Lineage: Eukaryota; Metazoa; Nematoda; Chromadorea; Rhabditida; Trichostrongylidae. The record is from the annotation of a GenBank genome assembly.
GUGGGUUUUUCAUCGGGUUGUAUAGCAGUGUAUCGCUUUGGCCACAUCAACCCCACGAUAGUUCUCACGCCUCCAUCGAGCUCAAGGAAACCUGUCACUUCUAUCGAAUGGUCGCCAAUCUCACCAAGUAUCUUCUACUCUCUCCAUGGACAUCGCCGAUUACUAGUCUGGGAUCUGUCGAUGGGACCGUCACCGCUAGCCGUCAACGAUCUCUCUCAACAGGUCUUGGGUCUGAGUACUGGAGAAGUUCAAGUUCAUGCCCUGGAGACAAUUAGAGCGAAAAGAGAAGGAAAUCUGUUGACAACACUUAAA